Staurois parvus is the source of this 383-nucleotide messenger RNA. The record is from the annotation of a GenBank genome assembly. NCBI's taxonomy places the organism in Eukaryota, Metazoa, Chordata, Amphibia, Anura, Ranidae.
CACUGAUGAUCAGUGUGCCCUGAUGAUCUGUGUAGCCCCAGCAGUGCCACCUGUCAGUGUCCAUCAGUGCCAGCUGUCAGUGCUCAUCCAUGCCACCUGCCAGUGCCCUUCAGUGCCACAUAUUAGUGCCCAUCUGAGCUGCCUUUCAGCGUCACCCAUCAGUGCCAUGCCAGUCAGUGCCGCCAGUCAGUGCCGCCUAUCAGUGCCACCUAUCAGUGCUGUCUUUCAGUGCCCAUCAGUGAUGCCUGUCAAUGCCCAUCAGUGCCACCUACCAGUGCCUCCUCAUCAGUGCCCAUCACUGCAGCCUAUCAGUGCCCAUCACUGCAGCCUCAUUAGCGCACAUCAGUGAAGGAGAAAAAUCACUUAUAUACAAAAUUUUAUAA